AUAUCGAGGAUAAGUAUAAUCGCUAAAGAUGGCGACGGCGAGAGACACCGAAGAGAACAUUAGGUGUAUUUUCACAAAUAAAAACAGUCAUCGUUUUUUGAGAUAGGUGUAGAAAGGAGACUUUUGUAACAACGAAAGCGAUUGGUCAAUGCUGUUGCCCUUUAUGUUUUAAGUUACUGUCCCUUGUGCGCGAGCGAUUUGUUUUCAGAGGCGCUUCGCACAGUUCCAUGUCAAGUUAGCAGUGUUGUUGCAUAGUACAGUACUAGCUAAGCUAGUCUGGUUGGAUCUCAAUCGCAAAUGGAUUUCUAGGAUCAAAACAAAGGUCGCUGGACUGCAAAUUGAUCUUAUGAAGGGUUGAUUUGGCUACAAACUACAUGAACAGAUUCGAUAACGUCGUCUCUUUUACGUUGGGAAUAUAGCCAUUCAACUGACCCUGACGCACGGAUUGUUGUCGAGUCGGAGUGACUGACCGUCAUGUAUUUUUUAACUGGCUGGCCCCGGAGGCUACUGUGUCCACUGAAAAGUGAAGAACACCCGUUUCAUAUUCAACCCAGCUCACAGAGGUUUUAUUUUGCUGUGUUGUCCGAGACUCAACUAAGCGUCUGGUUUAGUCGGCCCAGUGUUCUGAUAGUGAGCUACAUAGAGUCAGCCAAGGCAGCAUCCCAGUUUGGCUUCUAUCAGCAGGCCGAAUGGAAGCCGGAUGAUUCCAUGAUAGCAGUGGCGGCUGCCAAAGGCUACAUCCUCCUGUUUGACGUGGUGGGAGGAGGAGAGGACAAGUAUCUUUACGAGCCGGUCUAUCCAAAAGGGAGUCCGCGUGUCAAGGUCACCCCAGGUUAUAAAGAGGAACAAUGUGCCCCUGCUCUCAGCUUGGAGAUGAAGAGGCCUAUAGACCUGGAGGCUCCAAUCACCAGUAUUCAGUCCCUCCAGGAAGACCUCCUGGUGUCCACGGCCGAUGGCUACCUCCACAUCCUCCACUGGGACGGGGUCGCUAACGGCAGGAAGGCCGUCAGUCUCUGCACCGUCCCGUUCUCCCUGGACCUCCAGUCAGCACGAGGCGGCCCAUCUCUGGACCUGGAGGGGGUCCACAUCAGGGACCUGGAGUACUGCCUGACCCUGGACGGCUUCGCUGCCGUGCUCGAUGACGGCAGACUGGGCUUCAUCACGCCUGUGGCUAGCGGCUUCACUGCAGAUCAGCUGCAGGGCGUCUGGGCAGCAGAUGUUACAGACGGCACGUGUGUGGCCGUCAACAAUAAGUACAGGCUGAUGGCAUUUGGCUGUGCCAGUGGCUCAGUGCUGGUAUACACAAUUGACACCACUACAGGAUCCAUGCAGCUCUCCCAUAAACUGGAACUCACCCCGAAACACUACCCAGACGUAUGGAACAAGACCGGCGCAGUGAAGUUGAUCCGCUGGUCCCCCGACUACAGUGUUGCCAUGGUGACUUGGGAGUGCGGUGGUCUGUCUUUGUGGAGUGUGUUUGGUGCACACCUCAUCUGUACACUAGGGGAGGACUUCGCAUAUCGGUCAGACGGCACCAAGAAGGAGCCUAUAAAGGUCACGUCUAUGUGCUGGGGGGCGGAGGGCUACCACCUCUGGGUCAUCACCAGCAAAGAGGAGGUGGGACUCGUAGAGACCAUGGGGGAGGCGGAGCUCGUAGAGAACAUGGAUGCUCCGCCCCCGGCCAAAACCCAGCAGGCGGGCAUACUUCAGUUCCACUUCAUCAAGAGCGCCCUCACCGUCAACCCCUGCACGAGCAACCAGGAGCAAGUGCUAUUACAUGGUGAGGACCGCCUCUACCUGACCUGCGGCGACCCCGCCCAGGUCCCGUCCGGCAGUCCAGAGGGCGCCCGCCCGCCCCACACCCCACACCCCCACAACCUCCCUCAUUGCCGGGAGGGCAGCCCCCUCCGCCACCCCCCAGGCCCCUCCCCCGGCUCCACCUCUCAGGGACUCAGCACUUUAUUGGGACACAAGCAUUGGCACGUGGUCCAGAUUCACAGCACGUAUCUAGAGAGCAACUGGCCUAUACGGUUUGCAGCCAUAGACACAGCAGGUCAGUGUAUAGCGGUGGCAGGGAGACGGGGGUUUGCCCAUUACUCCAUGGCCACCAGGAAAUGGAAACUGUUCGGGAACAUCACUCAGGAACAGAACAUGACAGUCACUGGGGGUCUGGCGUGGUGGAAGGACUUUGUCGUCGUCGCCUGUUACAAUUUUAUCGACCAGCUGGAAGAGCUGCGUCUGUACCUUCGGUCGUCCAACCUGGACAAUGCCUUCGCCUCCAUAACCAAGCUGCAGUCCAACACACUGCUGCUCAACGUGUUCCGAGACACCAUCAUCCUGUUCAGGGCCGACUGCUCCAUCUGCCUGUACAGCAUCGAGAGGAGACACGACGGGCCCAACCCUUCAGCCAGUGUGACGCUGCUUCAGGAGGUUUCCAUGUCCCGCUACAUCCCUCACCCGGCCCUGGUGGUGUCAGUCACCCUCACGUCUGUACGCACUGAGACCGGCAUUACGCUCAAAGCCCCACAGCAGGCCUGUAUGGCAGAGAGCAUUAUGCUGAACCUGGCUGGCCAGCUCAUCAUGCUGCAAAGAGACCGUUCCGGACCCCAGGUACGAGAGAAGGAGGACCAGAAGAAACUGCUGCCGUUCAGCCCGCCAAUUGUUUUAGCUCAGUGUGUGGAGAACGUGUGGACGACGUGCCGCAGCAACAGGAAGAAGCGCCACCUGCUGGAGGCUUUGUGGUUAUCCUGCGGCGAGGCCGGGAUGAAGGUGUGGCUGCCUCUGUUCCCGCGUGACCACCGCAAGCCCCACUCGUUCCUGUCCCGGCGCAUCAUGCUCCCCUUCCACAUCAACAUCUACCCCCUGGCCGUGCUGUUUGAGGACGCUCUGGUGCUGGGGGCGUCCAACGAGACCGUGCUCUACGACGGCCUCCAGAGUCCCAGAGAGGGUCGCGAGCCACUAGAGGUGGCCUUCCCUUACUGCACGGUGGAGAGGACCUCCCAAAUCUACCUCCACCACAUUCUGCGUCAGCUGCUGGUUCGGAACCUGGGUGAGCAGGCCCUUCUCCUGGCCCAGUCCUGCGCAGCGCUCCCCUACUUCCCCCACGUCAUGGAGCUCAUGGUCCACGUGGUGCUGGAGGAGGAAGCCACCUCCCGGGAGCCCAUUCCCGACCCGCUGCUCCCCACCGUGGCCAAGUUCAUCACAGAGUUCCCCCUGUUCCUCCAGACUAUCGUCCACUGUGCCCGGAAAACUGAGUACGCCCUGUGGAACUACCUGUUUGCUGCCGUGGGAAACCCAAAAGAUCUGUUUGAGGAGUGUCUGAUGGCUCAGGACCUGGACACGGCAGCGUCUUAUCUCAUCAUUCUACAGAACAUGGAGGUUCCAGCGGUGAGCAGGCAACACGCUACAUUGCUCUUCAACACAGCUCUGGAGCAGGGCAAGUGGGACCUCUGUCGUCACAUGAUCCGAUUCCUAAAGGCCAUUGGCUCUGGGGAGAUGGAGACCCCGCCCCCAACACCGACGACUCAGGAACCCAGUUCCACAGGAGGCUUUGAGUUCUUCAGGAACCGCAGCAUCAGUCUCUCACUGUCAGCUGACAGCAUCACAGCUGGGAAGUUCAACCUGCAGAAAACCUUCAGCAUGCCUUCAGGGCCUUCAUCCAAGGGGUCAGAGCGCUGGUCCAGGGACGGUGACUGCGCGGAGAACAUGUACAUCGAUAUGAUGCUGUGGCGUCAUGCCCGCCACCUCCUGGAGCAGGUGCGCCUCAAAGACCUGGGCUGCUUCUCCGCCCAGCUGGGCUUCGAGCUGAUCGGUUGGUUGUGCCGCGAGCGAACGCGGGUGGCGCGGGUCGACGACUUUGUCGCGGCGCUGAAGCGUCUGCACAAAGACUUCCUCUGGCCGUUUCCUGUCAUCCCGGCGUGCUCGAUCAGCUCGCCGUUUAAAAACGGACACCGUCGGACGGUUCUUAGCCAGCGGCUGCUGAAGUCCCAGUCAGCAGACAGCCUGUUGAACAGUGACAUGGACACAGCGCCCCCACAGGACUCUGAGCGCAACAGCAACCACACCUGGCUGGACGGGCUGGGGGCCCUGGGGCCCGAACCUAAAGAGACGGACACGGCCUCCUCCCACGGAGGGCCACGCACACAGGAGGCCUUCCUCUCACCACUCACCAACAAAAUGGAAGAAUGCAGUAUUGGUUCAGCCACAGACCUGACCGAGACCAGCAGCAUGGUGGAUGGGGAAUGGACCAUGGUGGAUGAGAACUUCUCCAGCCUGAGUCUGACCCAGUCUGAGCUGGAACACAUCUCCAUGGAGCUGGCCAAUAAGGGGCCGCACAAGUCGCAGGUCCAGCUACGAUACCUGUUGCAUGUGUUCAUGGAGGCGGGCUGUCUGGAGUGGUGCGUUGUGAUUGGUCUGAUUCUGAGAGAGGCCACGGUCAUCAAACAGGUGGUCAACUUCCUGGACAGCCCGGAGGUUCCUCCUGACACCGUCCAGAGCAUCCGCUCUGGCCUGCUGGGAGUUGACGCGUGGGCCUCCUCCGACUGCCUGGGCUACAGGCCGUUCCUCAACCUGAUCCGGCCCCAGCUGCAGAAGCUCAUGGAGACAGCUGUGGAGCAGGUCCAACCAGAAGCCUUCCAGACGGGAGCCCCCAACCCCAACUCUAAGCUGGCUGAGCCCCAGCCAGGAGGCCCCCGGGCGGAAGACAUUCGAGGGCCAGCUCCCCUGGGCCUGGCCCUGCCCCUGGAGCCCUCUGGGGCGUUGGGGUUGGAGGACGGAGGAGCGCCAGCGGAGCAGGAGGAGCAGGCGGUGGAAGAGGGGGCCUAUGAUUGCACCCUGUCCUGACCUGCGUCAUGGUCACCUGACAUCACCUGGGAGGAAAUGGUCUGAAGGGGAGUAAAUAAAUGGAGGAAACAAACACUCCUCUUCCGUUGCAAACUGAUGAAUCCAGGCUGUCCGUCCUCUGACCUUACCGGACGGGGUGAAGGGGUGUGUGAUGGGACGCGAGACAAGUGAGAGGAGGCAGUGGAGACACAGGGCAGCUAAAGACUAAAAGAAAAUACUGCAUUGUGGGUCUAGAAACGGUUGGUUGGCUGAUUCAAACAUAGAUGUUAUGAACUGACAAUGAGUGCGUGUGAUAGUUUGUCUGUAUCUUUAUCCUUUGGGGUGUAAAAUGUUUAAAAGCCUGAAACUCAAGGGGUAAUUCUCCAUUAGUUUCACUCCUGUCCAGAUCCUUAUCCAUUUUAGUGCUGGAGCAGAGUGGAAUGGAGUAACCACUCCUGUGGUUAAAUGUGUCAGUAUUAUUCACUCGUUUAUGGACUCGAGUCACUGCAGACAGUGCUUGAAGGGACACCAACAAAUCCCUAACGCCCAAACAAAUCAAACACUUACCUAAGAUUUAGAUGAUGUGUGGCACCGAUGGUUGAGGUGCUUUCAACUUCUACAUAUAUUCACUUUCUCUUUUAAAGGAAUUCUUUCACAGAUCAGGGUUUAACAGAUUAUCAAUAUUGGGCUAAUCAUGCUUUAUUCCAGGAUUGUGUUUAAGCACGAAACAUGUUAUUUUUUUUCCUGAUUGUGUUGCAAUUUAGCUUUAUACCAAAAUGUGCUUUUAACUGUUUGUGUUGCAUUCUGGUCUCACCAGCACUACUUUGUCUGUCUAGAUAGAAAUGUGUACUGCUCAGUUGGUGUGGUUUGAGGGGUCUCCUAGGACAUAUCCCUGUGACAAUGCUUUAGCAGCCGAGCCGUGAACAACAAAAAACAUCUGUUAUUCUCACAGACAUGUCACAUAUAAACCUUUAUUGGCGGCCAUUACGCAAAAUGGAAAAGUAAACCUUUAUAUUUUUUCACAGUUUGUACAAAGGUUUAUUGUACUUUGUUGUCGGGCAAGAUGACAUUUAAUGUUGGUACUUUUGGUAAGAAACAUGAAAACCAUGCUAAAUUAUGUGUGCGGGACAAGGCCUGAACGUUUUAUGUAAUGCACUGUAACAAGUGCUUGUUGAUGUGUAAAAGGGAGGGGUCUCAUAUUUUCAUACCUCAUUCUGUACAGUGUAUUUUAAGAUAUUUUAUUAUACCUUUGUUUAUAAUGUGAUGAUAUUCUUCUAUCUAUAUAUAUUGUUAACUUUGACAAAUGAUGUCCCCUUAUUACAAUAUGAAAGACUAUGGUGUGAGAAUGCUGUUGGUCAAGAGCAAAGCUGAAACGGGGUGUGCUGGCAUGUUUGGGGGUCUGGAUUGGCAGUCCAUGUUGUCAGUCAAGGCUGGAAAAGGCCUCAACCAAACCAUCACUUCUCACUGAAGAGAUAUGUCUGAUGUAUGAUGUCUGGGGAGAAACCAAAUGAUUAUGGUGGUCUUGACCACACGUGCUUGGCACUACAAUUUAGCCAAUACUGUUCAAUGGGGUCUUUCUCAUGGAACAAAUCUGAGAAACAAAACUAUACUUUUGAUUCGUAUCGAUAGCACCAUAUGCCAGAGUUCCAUUUCAUUAGCUUGUUUUGUAUUUUUUUUAGGAGAAGAUGAAAACAAUCAACUGACGUGCACUAUGGUGUUAAAUCAAUGUCACAUUUCAGUGGAGUUUUCUUUUUAAGUUAGGAUUGUGAGUCUCCUAUCAUUGAGCUUAAUUUCCGUGGAGCUUGAGGUACCGAUGUAAUGCAUUUAGAUUGUGUCCAUUAAGUUGUAUCGUGUAUUGGUUACCCUCAUCCGGGUUACAUGGCUGGAACCUAAAUCUUGAUCAUAGAUGAUAACAACGAUGACUUGGAGCUCUAUUCGGUAACGCACCAGUGGUGCAUGCUAUAGACUUGUGGAAGGUUCUUUCUGAUUGAGUUGACAUAUGCAGCAUCUAGUGUGAAUACAGGAUACACUGACAUGGGGAUGUUGCUUUUCAAAUUGAAUCUCGCUCUAAUGCUGCAUUGUCUGCAAUAGAUUGAAUAGAACCCCAAGACUGUUAACUCUAUAAUUCCAAAGUGUCCUGACAUGGAAUCAAGCUUUUAUGAUGGAUAGUGUUAUUAUUUAUUGGUUGUGUUAUUUCUAUUCUGAAUAAUGUUCAGCUUUGUCUUGGCUGUAUUAGAAUUAUUUAAUUGUUUUUCCCUCAACUCAAACUGUAGUCGUCUGAGUCGUAAUUAAUCCCAGCGACCAGGACUACACCCUCCCGCCUGACCUUUAAAGAGCUCACAGGCAGUCUAACUCUGGUCCCCUACUCUGUAAUAAUUAGAUCUAGGACCACUUUAGAUUUCUCCUAUGAGAUCAGUAAGAUUGCAGUUCCUCUUCCACAACUUCACGGUUUGUUUUACCUAACUGUGAACCUAGGCUCAGUUCCUCGAUAAAAUUAGGUCCCUGCAGUUAUAGAAAGUAAACAGUGGUGUCCACUGAUUAACAAUAUGUCAGUAUUCAAUUGUGCAAUUCUGAAAUGUUACUUUGUUUCAACUUUGUUUUUUAUAUGCAUCCUUUUCACUUUUCUUUUCACUUAUUUGCAUUCUCUGUUCCAUUCUCUGUUCCUUUUUUGCAAUCACUCAUACAGACCAAAAUGUAUUUUUAACAUUUUUGUUUUGUCGCAGCUGACUGUUGUCCGAGUGUACAAGAAAGAUUAAUUGUAGUAUGUGUCCCAUUUUGGCUCUAUUCGGAUUCUAAUUAUUAUUGGUCUGGAGUUUUUGAGAAAAUCUCUGGUCUUGUCUAUACGCAGCUUUGACGUGCUUUGCGAUACACUAUCUCCACUGCAUUCAGUUCAGUAUAUGCAGUGAGUUACUGCUCAAACCUACAGCAAACCCAAGCGAACCAAAGACAAUGCUCAGAGGCCUUGGAUUGAUGUGGUCCGUGCAAGUCGACGCAAGAUCUUGUAUAUGCAAAGAGGUACAACGAAUCCCCUCGCCUCUUCUGAGAAGGAUCCACCUUUUCACGUUCAUUUCCAGUCAAUUUUCUUUCUUUUUUUCAUGAAGGACAAAUCUUUUGAGGUUGGUCCGUGCUUUUCCCUGGAACUAAGUCAGACAAGAGGAUGUUUUGCCAUCAUUGGUACUCGGUUCAUGCAAAGCCUGUGUCAAGGCUGUUAUAGGAACAUAUCUGGGUCACAGUAUUGCUGUUAGACAUACUAUCUGAGAGGAACAGGACUCUUCAUAUUGUACUGUGAAGUAUUGCCUAUCUGAUGCAGAAACAUUACCUGGGCCAUGCACACAGGUCUUCAAUGCAGUGUACAGUGUAGAUACUGUUUUGCCUUUUCUACUAAUUUCUUUUUUCCUGUACAUAAAGAACAAUAAAUUAUUUUAAAACAAA
Messenger RNA from Esox lucius (northern pike), 8253 nucleotides. RefSeq names its product RIC1 homolog, RAB6A GEF complex partner 1 (gene ric1). NCBI's taxonomy places the organism in Eukaryota, Metazoa, Chordata, Actinopteri, Esociformes, Esocidae. Gene Ontology annotation, molecular function: protein binding. The transcript has 27 exons. Gene Ontology annotation, biological process: intracellular protein transport; retrograde transport, endosome to Golgi. The coding region runs from base 475 to 4842 and encodes 1455 amino acids. Gene Ontology annotation, cellular component: Ric1-Rgp1 guanyl-nucleotide exchange factor complex; cytosol; Golgi membrane. The record is from RefSeq and is a predicted model, not a curated record.